AUGGAUGCUGCAUUCUGCAGUAGUGGAAGCAUUUUGGCAUCAGAAAGCGCCGGUCAGGAGGCUGGCGACCAGGACCAUGCUGCUGCAGAUCACUCCUCCGUUUUAAACCACGUAGUCAUCGCGAUUCUAGGCACCAUCUUGAUUUUGACUUUGAUUUUCGAGCUGGCACACGAGACCAUCGUCGAAGCCCUCGAGGAAAAACAUCUACACCAUGCUCUUGAGGUCGUCAGCGCUGUGAACAAAGAGAUGACCAUCCUUGGUUUCAUUUCUCUAUUAUUGUUUGCAAUGACAAGAUUUGGCUACCUAAUGCAAGCAAGCGAUAAUUUACUGGGACAGACAGAGCUCGAGAGGAUCGGAAUCGAGGAAAUGAAAGAAGAAGGAGGGAACCCGUAUACCGCCCCAACGCCGCUGUUCGAACUCUUCGAAGACGUACACAUCACGGUCUUUUUUUUUAUGGUCACCUUCUUCUUCGCUAUUGCCUUGUUGCUAGCGGCCGCAGUAAUCGAAACCUCCCGAUGGAGAAAAUACGAAGGGGUUGAUUUCAUGGAGCUACGGAAGAAAGUGGAAGAUGGGAGCGUGUCGACCGGCCACCUCAAGUUUUGGUUCUUGAGGUAUAAAUUCGUCAACCCAACGAACCCACUUCUCGCUCACCCAAAAGCAGGCUUCUCAUUUGGCGAGUAUCUCUCUGAGAGGCUGACGGCCGUAGUUGUCAAACUCGUAGAAGUUUCGCCAUCAACAUGGAUUAUCAUAAUGGCCUUCGCUCUGCUCGUUCGGCCAGUACUGGCUUUCGGCCCGAGAGAUACUGUGAAGUUUUUCUUUGGUCUGGCUGGAGUUUUGGCAUUCUGCACGGUUCUCCUCUACCUCUACCUCUCCAGAUUGCUAUCACAGCUGUGGCCUGGGAGCGUUGCUGUGGCCGACCAUAUCCAGAAUGUGACCAAGCCUGGCUACCACGGCAGUCCUGGAGAAGCUCCCAUUGAAGGAAGCGAUCCCGUAGUGAAGAACAAUGCAUUUUGCGCCUUCGUGCAAGGGGCAAAGGCAGUUAACUGCCAAGAAGCUCUGUUCCUUUUCGGAUCGAAGGGGCCGAAAGUCAUGCAGGCUACCAUUCAGCUGAUCAUCUUCGCCCAUGUUGUUACGAUUGCCUGUUUGGCGAAAAUGAUGCUCUCUGGCCACUCGCAGCACGUCAUCUUCGAGCCUAUGGGUUAUUGGACUGGCUACGUUCCGCUGUUGAUUAUCGCUGCGAGCCUCUCAGUUUUCCCUAGCAUCACAUCGAUGUUCUGCACUUUCACAAGCGUGGGAUAUUUCGCCGACAACGAGGCUCUCAGGCGAAGCAGUGACAAACUUCAGCGACGAAAGCUUGCCCGCUAUUACCAGAUUCUCAUCUUCCUCCAGCACAAGGCAAACGUCUUUUUUGCGCGUCAGCGGAACAAUAUCCAGGAUGAGAUUAGCCGGGCAAAAGAGGUGUAUACAUCUUUACCUGUGGAGACUCAGCGGGGCUACCAGGAUAUCUUCCACGCUUUUUCGGCAAACGGCAGGCAGCCCAGAAUUCCCCUAUCGAACCUGUUCCUUAUGAUGACCGCCUUUGAGCUCGACCAGCGGGUUCCUGAUUGCAGACGGAAGAUAAAUGAAUGGAUGGCGAUCUUGGAUACUGAUAAGAAGGGAGAGUUGGUAUUUCCCCAGUUUGUCACAGUGAGUUUCGAUGAGACCGUCGCGCCGUUAUCGCCCGCAAAGUAUCAGGAAUUGCAGAUCGUGCUCUUUCUCUUACAAGACGACAUCCCUGAAAUGAAGAACAAAGCUUUGGAAGAGCAACGCCUUAACUUUCAUCAGACCGCAACUGCUUGCCAGGAAGAGCUGCUUGAUCAACUGCAGGGUAUCAAACCGCCUGUCUCAAUCAGUGAAGCAACAGAGCUUAUGGCUGAUAUAGCCGGAGGUCGUUACGGUGAACUCGUGAGGCCUCAGCAGCUUUUUACUUGGGUUCGUGCUACGGAGGAGCAGGCACGAACACUUCUUCCUCAAGGGAAAGAACCUCACCACUAA
Molecule: messenger RNA, 2034 nt
Organism: Neospora caninum
Lineage: Eukaryota; Apicomplexa; Conoidasida; Eucoccidiorida; Sarcocystidae
Exons: 6
Coding region: 1-2034 (677 amino acids)
Source: RefSeq, a predicted model, not a curated record